Molecule: messenger RNA, 1439 nt
Organism: Tachysurus vachellii
Lineage: Eukaryota; Metazoa; Chordata; Actinopteri; Siluriformes; Bagridae
Exons: 6
Coding region: 41-685 (214 amino acids)
Source: RefSeq, a predicted model, not a curated record
ACAACUUCCUCAGCCAAUCAGCGUUUACGACGUCAUCACUAUGUGCGACCCAAUUACUAUCACCAUUUUUCAGAGUCUGCCAAAAUACAAAAUAAACAACGUUCUGCACCUGCACUGCAAAAUCAGGACGUGCCACCAGCAAAAAGUUGUCAGAGACAGUCAUGGACAUGGAAUCCCUGUUGCCUAUAUCAUCUUGGGAAAUGAAAAGAAGGAAACACUUCAGCUGGCACUGGAAAAGCUAAAACCAUCAUUUUCUGUACUUCCAAGGUGCUUUAUGGUUGAUAAAGAUCAGGCUGAAAUCAAUGCCAUCCGGAGAGUGUUCAACGAGUCUGACAUUCUCCUUUGUUGGUACCAUGUAACACAAGCAGUAACUCGUUGGCUGUCAAGAUCUGAAUCUGGUGUGAGUGGGCCUGAAAAAGCAAAUUCAAGAGCAGACAUCAUGCAGAUUAUGUCAGAGCUGAAAUCCUGUUCAACGGAACAUGAAUUUAAGAAAAAAGCUGAGAUGUUUUACUGCCAUUUUAAAAACUUAAAAGAUGUCUGCAAGUACUUCAAGAAGCACUGGGAGGCAAUUGGUCAUCUGUGGUCUAACUUCGGAAGAUGCUAUAAGCAUGGAGACUCUGACACAAACAAUAUAAUUGAACGUUUCUUUCACCGUUUAAAAUACCAAUUCCUUUGUGGCAUCUGAAAUCGUAGAUUGGAUCAUCUUAGUGAUGUGCUGCUGAACAAGACUGACACGUACUUCAAUAUAAUACAGGAUUUGCAGUCUGUUGGGAGGGUCAAUAACCAUCUGGAAUGCAAAAUGGAAGAAAUAAAAAAAUCUGCUGAAAGGAUGCUAAAGAAUGGUUGGGCCACGAGAAUUACCAUAGUUUCAACAGAUACAUAUAUAUACAGUGUUUCAUCUGAGAGUAAUUCACAUGUAAUUUACAGAGUGUGUCCUGCAGAACAGUUCUGCAGUUGUGUAGCAACUGGAAACAAACAUGCAAGCAUCUCUUAUUAGUAAGCCUUCUCACUUGUGCUAGUCCAGAGACUUUUCCUGAUUUAGACACACAACUGCAGGCCCAUGCCAGUAUGUUGAUUCUGAGGCAUAAGUAUAGCAUUUCUGCAAAGCUUCAAAAAAAAUGUAGAAGUUGAAAGCUUAUUUGGAAGAGCAGCAUCAAAACCAUGUAUCAUGACAAGCAUAUGUGACUGCUGCACCUUCUCAUUUCAUAACAAAUGUGCUUGUCUUCUGCUUGCUAAGGGAGUUUUCAAUGAGGUGACUGAGACAAAGUCAAAUAGUGCUAUGAACAUUUCAGUAGAGCUGAUACACAAUGAAAUUGAGAAUGAAAGGCUAGAUGAAAUUAGGCAUCACACAACUAUCACAAAAUUGGAAAGGGUAUUAAAGAUUCUACAGACAUGGGAGAACAUUCCUGAGGAUAUUGGCCAAAAAGUGAAUGAACUAG